AGUUUGUGUCACGUGAUAACGCGUCAUAGGUCAGAGCGGAACUGCAAGGACACAACAUGGCGGCGCCAGCUAAGAAAGUCUUCGAGGUCUUCGUGUCUAAAAUACCAUGGACCGUAGCCAGCAAGGAGAUGAGAGAGUACUUUGGGCAGUUUGGCUCAGUGAAGAAGUGCCUUCUACCAUUUGAUAAAGAUACGGGCUUCCACAGAGGCUUCUGCUGGGUUGGAUUCUCGUCAGAGGAGGGACUGAACAAUGCGCUUGAGAAAGACCCACAUAUUCUGGAGGGAUCGAAGCUCCAGGUCCAGAGGAACAGACGACCAUUUGUAGGCCAAAAAUCAAACAGAGCCAGUGAAGUUGACUGAAGCUCUCCGGUGUGUUACUGUGUCAAAGAGACGAAGACGUGCUAUUGUUUUUGUAUUCAGGCACUAAGGGAAGACUUAAAGCAGUGCACCAGCAUUGUUGUGUUCAUUUUCCAUUUCAAAGUCUCUGUAUUACAGUUUGGCCGUAGCUUUAUUGUCAUUGUUUUAAUAGGUUUUCCCUUUAUUUAUUCUCAGUCAUGGCAUUGUCAACGGUCGCUGGUUGGUGGUAGCUGCUGAGGUCAUACAUCAUUCCACUGUCUGACAAUAAAAAAGUGUUAUACUCCA
Paralichthys olivaceus (Japanese flounder) is the source of this 641-nucleotide messenger RNA. RefSeq names its product SRA stem-loop interacting RNA binding protein (gene slirp). Lineage: Eukaryota; Metazoa; Chordata; Actinopteri; Pleuronectiformes; Paralichthyidae. Gene Ontology annotation, cellular component: chromatin; nucleoplasm. Gene Ontology annotation, biological process: regulation of gene expression. Gene Ontology annotation, molecular function: RNA binding. The record is from RefSeq and is a predicted model, not a curated record.